Molecule: messenger RNA, 834 nt
Organism: Penicillium diatomitis
Lineage: Eukaryota; Fungi; Ascomycota; Eurotiomycetes; Eurotiales; Aspergillaceae
Exons: 2
Coding region: 1-834 (277 amino acids)
Biological process (GO): exocytosis
Cellular component (GO): Golgi to plasma membrane transport vesicle; cell tip
Molecular function (GO): guanyl-nucleotide exchange factor activity
Source: RefSeq, a predicted model, not a curated record
AUGUCGACCACGACCACGACCUCGACCUCCACACUGGCAACUCCUGCUACUACGACGCGAUUGAUCGGCACUGCCUCGGCCAUGGGGCAGGUGGAGAUCAUCUCUGCAGAACCGUGUCCCGCUUGCGGGGGAAAUAGCAGCACGGAUAAUGCGAUGGAGUCCCAGCGGCGCAUCGAGGAGCUCGAGGGACAAGUACGGGCGUUGACGGUGCGCGCAGCCACGGCGGCAAACAAACUAGCCGACUACGAGGACGAACUACAUCGCAUGCGCGCUUCUCAAGCUGCACACAACAAAUCACAACAGACCUCUUCUCGCCCUUCUUCCUCCUCACACUCAUCGAAGACAUUAUCACCGACCCAGAGAAAUGGCUCGCUCGAUGCGACAGCGCAGCCCACGCAAAGUCGCUUGUCAAGCCUGACUUCUUUCCUCCCAUAUCGCCGCGCCAGCGCCGCGCCACCAACUGCGAGUGCCACUGUUUCUGCAGCGGGCGAUCCGCAGACCCCAACGACUCUGACGAAUCCAUCACAACUAGAAGCUUCUCCGGCUGGUAGUGACAACUCCAUUGAGCUCCAAGAUGCGCUGAAUCGCGAAAAGAGCCUGCGCAAAGCGGCCGAGUCGCAACUCUCGCAGGCCAGCACGGAGCUUGAAGAGUUGACCGUGCAGCUGUUCAGUCAGGCCAACGAGAUGGUGGCGCAGGAGCGCAAGGCACGUGCGAAAUUGGAAGAGCGAGUCGCGGUCCUCGAGCGUCGCGACAAUGAGAAACGAGCCCGCCUGGAAAGGUUGGAGAAUGCGGUGGCUCGGAUCGAGAGAUUGAAGGCUCUCGUGAACGUAUAA